This is a messenger RNA of Exserohilum turcica Et28A, 516 nucleotides long. RefSeq lists its product as uncharacterized. The record is from RefSeq and is a predicted model, not a curated record. The coding region runs from base 51 to 230 and encodes 59 amino acids. Lineage: Eukaryota; Fungi; Ascomycota; Dothideomycetes; Pleosporales; Pleosporaceae. The transcript has 2 exons.
GCAGCAAGGAGCGCGUAACGUGCCAUUGGGGGCUGUUUGAGUAAAGACUGAUGCUGGUGAAGGAGUGGUGGGUGGCGAGCUGUUUCAUUGGAAUUUCUACUCUACUUAUACUGCUCCUCUGGACAACGACCCGGGUCGGAAUGGCUCCUUUUGACAAGACCAUUUCCCUCUCAUCUAAAGCAGGCACCGUCCCCAUUGGCCAGGUACCUUAUCUAGACUGGUCCUCGUGAUGUCCACCGUUUCGAAACAUCGUCCUAACGGCGAGGAGGCUCUUGGUGGAGCUCAAAGAAGAAGCGUGGAAACUUCUUCAAUCUAUUGUGCCAGCUUUUUGCUUGGUUGAAUAUAUCAAUUUUGAUUGUGGGGCCCCGCAGGAGAGAGUAUUGAUACGUCUGCCUCAAAGAAAGCCCUUGAAUAUGCCCUUGGCCAGGCUCGUUGCUAUGCUUUGUGCGACCAUCCACGCCGACUGAUAGAGGCACCGGUAAAACAUGACAGCCAUGCACAAAACGCCACCAUCGC